Molecule: messenger RNA, 618 nt
Organism: Closterium sp. Naga37s-1
Lineage: Eukaryota; Viridiplantae; Streptophyta; Zygnematophyceae; Desmidiales; Closteriaceae
Source: the annotation of a GenBank genome assembly
AUGCUGGGAUGGGGCGAGAUGGGGAGAGGUGGUGGUGAAGAGGAGGAGGAGGAGGAGGAGGAGGAGGAGGAGGAGGAGGAGGAGGAGGAGGAGGAUCGGAACGGAACGGAACGGAGAAUAGAGAGGAAGAGGGGCGUGGCCGCACAGCCCACCAGAGCACAGCUCCCCCUGGCCGUCGGCAGUCCCGCAGAUGGCACAGGCGGAGGCGGGGCGCUGCAGCAGACCGGAGGAGCGGCAGUAGGAGGAGGAGAGGAAGCAGUUGUGGUCGGCCGAACAACUCUUGACGGAGAGCUGGGGGAAGGAGCCCGAGAGGUAGUUAAAGCCCACGUCCAGAGCGACCAGGGAGGUGGAGGGGAUGGGCAUGGUGCCCGUGAGGUAGUUGGAGAAGAGGCCUCUGGCGGGGGUGAAAGAACACAGGCAAGAGGUGGGAAGGGAAGGGCGAACAAACAAGAUGUGGGUGAGAAAGGGGCGAGAGUGAGCGAUGUGCAAGGGGUCACCAACGAGGCUUGUGCAAGCAACCAUGGAUGGAUCUCCGAAGCUGUGUGUGCUGCUUACAAUGUGGUGAGAUUCGGCAAAGAGGCGAUGAAGGAAGGAAUGGAUCCCGCAAACCAGUUGUAG